Molecule: messenger RNA, 8619 nt
Organism: Menidia menidia (Atlantic silverside)
Lineage: Eukaryota; Metazoa; Chordata; Actinopteri; Atheriniformes; Atherinopsidae
Source: the annotation of a GenBank genome assembly
CAGCAGGAUUCAAACAUGGCCACCUUGGAAGCAGCAGACAUUGUCGUUGUAGUAGUCUACUUCCUCCUGGUGCUUGCGAUCGGCUUCCUGGCAAUGUGGAAAGCCAACCGGAGCACGGUGAAUGGCUACUUCUUGGCUGGUCGCUCCAUGCACUGGGCAGCUGUGGGAGCAUCUCUCUUUGUCAGCAACAUAGGAAGCGAGCAUUUCAUUGGCCUGGCUGGAUCCGGCGCCGCCAGCGGGCUCAGCGUGGCUGCAUGGGAAUUUAAUGCACUGCUGUUACUUCAGUUGUUGGGCUGGGUGUUUAUCCCUGUGUACAUUCAGUGUGGAGUCUACACAAUGCCAGAAUACCUAUCUAAACGAUACGGAGGGAGGCGGCUGAAGGUGUAUUUUGCUGCUUUAUCUCUUGUGCUCUACAUUUUUACCAAGCUGUCUGUGGACCUCUAUUCUGGAGCCUUGUUCAUUCAAGAGUCUUUAGGGUGGAACCUUUACUUGUCUGUUAUCCUCCUCAUCACCAUGACUGCUUUGCUGACGGUCACUGGAGGUCUGGUUGCCGUCAUAUACACAGACACAGUCCAAGCAUUCCUGAUGAUUGCUGGAGCACUCUGUCUUACAGGCAUAAGCCUGUACAAAGUUGGAGGAUUUGAAGGAUUACAAACCAAGUACAUGGUUGCUGCUCCAAACAUCACCUCCAUCUUGUUGACUUAUCCCAAUCUAACUCAUUCUGAAAGUUGCCACCACCAUUUCAACCCAAAGCAAAACGCUCUGAAGAUCCUGCGAGGCCCGAAGGAUCCAGACCUACCUUGGCCUGGCUUCAUACUGGGCCAGACUCCUGCCUCAAUUUGGUACUGGUGUGCAGAUCAAGUGAUUGUACAGCGAGUUCUGGCUGCAAAAAACAUUGCUCAUGCCAAAGGGUCAACAAUUAUGGCUGGCCUUCUCAAAAUCCUUCCGAUGUUUAUCAUUGUCAUCCCAGGGAUGAUUUCCAGAGUCUUCUUUGCUGAUGAGUUGGCAUGUAUCAGUCCAGAACACUGCAUGACAGUGUGUGGCUCUGCAGCUGGCUGCAGCAACGUGGCGUACCCACGGCUCGUCAUGUCGGUGAUGCCCGUCGGCCUCCGGGGCUUAAUGAUGGCUGUCAUGAUUGCCGCUCUGAUGAGUGACUUGGAUUCCAUCUUCAACUCAGCAAGCACCAUAUUCACACUGGAUAUUUACAAGAUGCUACGAAAGCAGGUGUCAUCCAGAGAACUGCUGAUCGUUGGCAGGCUGUUUGUCAUAUUCAUGGUGAUCAUCAGCAUUGCCUGGGUGCCGGUCAUCAUCGAGAUGCAGGGAGGCCAGAUGUUCUAUUACAUCCAAGAGGUGUCUGAUUACCUGACACCUCCUGUGGCGGCCUUGUUCUUGCUGGGUGUCCUGUGGCACCGCUGUAAUGAAACGGGUGCCUUCUGGGGGGGAAUGAUCGGGUUUACUUUAGGAAUGCUACGUUUGAUUAUGGCGUUUGUUUACAGAGAACCACACUGUGACCAGCCUGAUGAGCGGCCAUCUUUCAUUAAGGAUAUCCAUUUCAUGUAUGUGGCAGCCUUCUUGUUUUGGGUUUCGGCUUUGGUAACUAUUGUUGUGAGUCUCUGCACGCCGCCACCGAAAAAGGAACAAAUCAGGACGACCACUCUGUGGGGGAUGAAGAGGAGGAAAACGCUCAGAAAUCAUGAAAGGGGUGAAGGUAGAGAACAGACUAAGACUUCAGUCCUUACUAAUCACGUGACCCUUAAUGGUACACAUGUUAGUGAAGAGAAGUAUCACAACCAUGCCGACAAGUUCAAUGGCAGUGAAAAUGGUUUUGGAGACGUUCAAUCAAGCAAUGUGGAUCAAGUCAUCGAAGCCAUCACAGACCACCGUCCAGUUGAGGAUGGAUGCGAGAUGCUGGUUUCAGACCUUAACAUGGAGGAACAGGGAGAAAGUAAAAGAAAGAGAAAUGGGAAAGAGGAGGAAGAUGAUGAGGGGUGCUUUGGAAACGAAGGAGUUGCGAUUAUGAGUCAUGUGGCCGUCGAAAAUGCCCACGGUCUAGAGCAGCAGCUUGCUGUCCUGGACUUGAGUGCUCCAGAUGGACAAGGUGGAGGUACUAACAGGCGAUAUAUUCCUCCACAUUUACGUAACAAAGAUGCAUCCAAAAAUGUAGGAAAUGCCUUUGCUGCUGGACGACAGGGUGGCUACGCCAUAGCACCUGCUCCUAACUACGGUUGGGACGGAGGGCGCAACAACUUCGUUAAUGGCUACCAUGACAACCGCAUGCCUGGAAACUCCUUUAACCGCGGUCCCCCUCGUAUGGAGCGAGGACGUGGAGGAGUUGGAGGAGGAGGUUACCGUGGCAACAGGGGUGGCGCAUUUAACCCCAUCAACCCAGCACAGCCAAUGGCCUUUGACGCAGGUGGUUGGAACACUGCCAAGGACGCCUAUACCAGCUUUGGCAAUAACCGAGGGAAGUCUGCAUUCUUCAAUGACAGAGGCAAUGCUAAUAGAGGAAGGUUUGAUCAUGGAGGAUUUGGUGGUGGAGGAGGAAACAGCCGCUGGGUGGAAGAAUCCAGAGAUGAUGGCGACUGGUCCAAACCAACAUCGCGCAAUGAGCGUCUCGAACAUGAGUUGUUCUCUGGCAGUAACACUGGGAUUAACUUUGAGAAAUACGAUGACAUUCCUGUUGAGGCAACAGGGCAGAACUGCCCUCACCACAUUGAGAGUUUCCAAGACGUGGACAUGGGCGAGAUCAUCAUGGGCAACAUAGCUCUGAGUCGCUACACCAGACCAACUCCUGUUCAGAAGUAUGCCAUUCCUAUAAUCAAAUCCAAGAGAGACCUCAUGGCAUGUGCUCAGACAGGCUCUGGGAAGACGGCAGCCUUCCUGCUGCCAAUUCUCAGCCAAAUCUACACAGACGGACCAGGAGAGACUAUCAACGCGGCUAAAGCAUCUGGACAGGAGAAUGGAAAGUAUGGCCGUCGUAAGCAGUACCCAAUCGCUCUGGUGCUGGCUCCAACCAGAGAACUGGCUUUGCAGAUAUAUGAUGAAGCCAGGAAGUUUUCUUACCGCUCCAGAGUGCGUCCCUGUGUCGUGUAUGGAGGAGCAGACAUUGGGCAGCAGAUCAGGGAUCUGGAGAGAGGCUGCCACCUCCUGGUGGCCACGCCGGGUAGACUGGUGGACAUGAUGGAGAGAGGCAAAAUUGGACUGGACUACUGCAACUACCUCAUCCUAGAUGAGGCUGAUCGUAUGCUGGACAUGGGCUUUGAACCUCAGAUAAGACGCAUCGUUGAACAGGACACCAUGCCGCACAAAGGCAUCAGACAAACCUUAAUGUUCAGUGCUACGUUUCCAAAAGAGAUCCAGAUCCUAGCUCGGGAUUUCCUGGAGGAGUACAUCUUCCUGGCAGUGGGCAGAGUGGGCUCCACCUCAGAGAACAUUACUCAGAAAGUAGUUUGGGUGGAGGAGAGCGAUAAAAGGUCCUUCCUCCUGGACCUGCUCAGCGCCACGGUCAUCCCAAACGAGGUACAGGACAAUACUGGAGACAACAUAGAGAAACCUGGUAAGGACUCGCUGACUCUGGUUUUUGUGGAGACCAAGAAAGGCGCCGACGCGCUGGAGGACUUCCUGUAUCGGGAGGGCUACGCCUGCACAAGUAUCCAUGGUGACCGUUCCCAGAGAGACCGAGAGGAGGCCUUGAGCCAGUUCAGAUCAGGAAAAUGCCCCAUUCUGGUGGCUACUGCGGUGGCAGCUCGCGGACUUGACAUCUCAAAUGUGAAACAUGUUAUUAACUUUGACCUCCCAAGUGACAUAGAGGAAUAUGUCCAUCGCAUUGGACGCACGGGACGAGUUGGAAACCUGGGGCUGGCCACAUCAUUCUUCAAUGACAAGAACGGAAACAUCACUAAAGACCUGCUGGACAUCCUCGUUGAAGCUAAACAGGAAGUUCCCUCCUGGCUGGAGAGUCUGGCCUAUGAACACCAGCAUAAGAGCAGCAACAGAGGACGCUCAAAGAGGUUCUCUGGCGGAUUUGGAGCACGCGACUAUCGUCAGACAGCUGCUGGUGGCAACGCAGGGGGAUUCGGAGGGCGCGGAGGAAGAAACCAGGCCGGGCAUGGAGGAAACCGUGGAUUUGGAGGAGGUGGAUUCGGCAACUUCUACACGAGUGACGGCUAUGGAGGCAACUACUCACACUCUCAAGUUGACUGGUGGGGCAACUAGGUGUCUCCAUCCCCUCUUCACCAAUCUCUUUUCCUUACUCAUCUUCCAUCCUCUCUCUGCACUGUCUUCAUCCCUUCAUCUCUCGUCAUUUCCAUUACCGCCCCCCAGCUCACAUGCAUGUUAUUAAACUAUUUAUACUCAUUUAUAUAGCCCUACAUCUACCCCCACUCACUCCUCUUUUUAUUAGUUUGGGGUUUUUUUUGUUUUUUUAGCGCUUCACAUCUGAACCUUUCUUUCUGUGAAGGUUUGUCCUUAUAGGUCACAUUAAAAGGAAAGCUUGAAUUUUCCUUGGUUACCUUUCAAAACUGGACACAGAUUUGUGUUGGUGGCAAUCUUUGGUCUCAGACAGGAAUUUAUGAAUAAUUUCACUGCAACGUUUGCCUGGAAAAAUACACAAAAAAAGUUGAAGGUUUUUAAAGGCACUAAAAUAUGAUGUGUCAGGAUAUGAAAGGUGUGGAUUUCUCUUAAACAGACGUAGAAAGGGCCAAAUCGUUUGUUGUUUUUAUUUUACUCCCCACUUCCAAUUUCAGUUUUGGCUCCAUUGUUUUUGUGUGCAUUCACCCUAAUCCUGUCAGGGCUUCCUGUGUAACUCAUGUCAUCUUUGUAUUUAACGCAUGGCCAUGUUGUAAAUCACCGGCCAAAAACUUUUCUAAAGUACAGAGAUGAAGAAGUCAAAGAAAAAUGUCUGCAUAUGAAUUUAAAUAUAGGAACUGACUGAGGUCUCCCUCACUUAUAUUAAUUAUUAAGAGGCCUCAGAAGUAGCUUUUUCCCUCUCACUUUUUAAAAUACUGAAAUAUUGACUUCCUGAGGUCUUAGGAAGGACAGAGCAAGGGUCUGGGCAAACUGAAAUCCCCCAUCUGUGGAAUACCAGCAAGAUGGUAUUGCUAACUAACAAUAAUGCUAGCAAACAGUUUUGAGACACAAGGUCUUUAAUAAUGGCCAACUUUUCAUUGUUUUAAGUAAAUCUUUAUGGAGAAUCAUUUGUUUCUGUACUGUGCCUUUAAUAAUUUGAAUUAUGUCUCUUACUGUCAUCAUUUUCAAUGCCAUGAUACAUAACUGGCUACAAGUGUAGGCCAAAGGUGAGUGAUAAAAGCUGUAUUUGAUGUUAUGUGUGGAUUUAAACAUAUAAUACUUCAUUCCCAUUUGGAAGGAAACAAACUAAGCUUGAACUAAAUCAAACCUUGGCAAAAACAAAAAGCUAAAAUCAGUGAUGAGGAAAAUCAAAGCAAUUCCUUGUCUCUUGGUGUUGAAAUGAAUCAGAAAUACUGUUGAACCGAUUCUCCAAGGCAUGAAACCGCUCCUAAGAUGCGUUCAAUUGGGGACUUUAAUGGCCCCAAAAUGACUUCACAUUGAUUUGGUGGAGGGGAGACUAAACUGUUUGGUGUGGGACUCAACAGAUGUUACCACAGUGGUUUUAUGCUCUUGGGAAAUUGAGUUCUGCUCAUUUGACCUUUGAGCUUGCAGUUGGGUUUCUCAGAGGCAUCGUGACACUAAAUUUGAGUGACUUGAGCUCCAAACAAAAGCCCUGUGUGCAGCAGCAGUCGUGUACCUUUGAUCCUCCCACUCACUACAAAUGAUUAACUCGCUCGAAGCUCAAUAUUUGGUACCUUUUUGAAGUAAAUAAGAGUUGCUUCAAGUGGAAGUGUGUUGGUGAAAGGUGUUUAGUGUAAAAGCGCUUUUGAAAAGUAUAAAUUACAAGCAGUUCACGGCUGCUCCUGCAGAAACGGAUCAGACGAGUGGCUCUUCAUCUGCUCCUAGUGCCUCCAUGCUCAUGGGAAACUGAACAUGCUUCCACCAAAGAGGUUGACAACAUAUUUUUGUCAAAAUCUUCUUUCAAGUGGAUACACAACAACAAAACCAAACAAAAAAUCAGAAAUUUCAUGCUCACUCUAUCCUGGAGAGUAAAGUGAAAAAGAGCCGUGUCUAAAAUAAAUCUUUCCAGUUUUAUUUGUUUGAUCUGUUAAGAUUCGUUGAGGUCAAAACUAAAGACCUGCCUUGACGGCAGGGGCUUCCCGGGGGUCUGAUGCCACACUUUCAGAGCAUACUCAAAGCCCUCUGCUGUUGCUGCAGUAGUCAAACACAUUUUUUUCCCACACAAAUUUGACAAUUUGUCACUUAUAAAUGAAAGAGUUUAUGUUUACAUAUCACAAGCUCUCCCUUUUUUAUGUAUGGAAGUCCAAAAUACCUGCACACUUGAUAUUGUGUGGGGCUGAAAUAACAGAGCCAUGGCAGCUUGCACCGCCUAGCCAGCGUCUGUCUGCACGACGCAGGUACAAACCGAUGCUGGAUGGCUGGAAUCAGUGUGUGUGGUGCUAAAGAGAUCCAGUGCACCACUCUGUUUGGCAGAUCCCAGUAAGAAACAGAGAGGCUGAUUGUGCUCAUGGAAAAAUGGCAGUAAUGACAUCCCUGGUUAGCCCAGCCCGGCCCUGCUGUGGGCCCUCAAGGGACUGCGUCCCAGAUUUCUGUGGUUUAUCCCCGAUUGAGCUGGUAACGGCUGCCCCGCUGGGCAUUUGGACGGUUUCCUGGUUCAAUCCCCACUGAGCAACUCGACAGCAUAAGGAGCCAGAAAAAAAAGUUGCUCUGUUGUUGCGUUGUAGAAAAAAGUGGAUGUUUACCGGGCUCUGAAUAAUUAGUUUUGUUUACAUGCAGAACAUAGGUUAAAUGUAAAUAGUUUAAGUCCUCUCGAGAGAGGAACCUCCACAGAAAAUGAAUGUGAAAUAUUUCAAAUGUAAAAAAAAAAAAGCAUUUGAUCACUCAACAUUGGACCAGAUGGUGUCUGGUCAGCUUUGUUUGGUGGGUGAUUUGAGCUCAGAUGAGCAACAUCAGAAUUCAUCAAAGUCAUUUAAUCUGGUGAAUUGUUUUGUGAGACAACUCUCCUCAAAUCUCCCACUGGCUGUUUCGAGUGACAAAGCUGGACCAAGACAGUAAAACGUAUGCAAGUGUUGUUGUUUUUUUUGGUCAAGGAGUUAAAAAUGCCAAGCAAAAAGAUGUAAUUCUACAGCAGGCUUAGGUGAUAAAAAUAUGUCUGAUUUUCUUUUUUUUCCUCUCUUUUUUUACUUUUUUAAUAAGCGUUCCUCGUUUUCCAGAUUCACUUCUCUCGAGUACACACUGGAGGGAGAGGUCAGAUCAACUAGUUAGCUUUACAAUUUUGAAGGCUGAGAAUUCACACAGGCAGCAAAUCAAAUAAGGGUAAAUAUCUCUUGCGUUGGAAAAUAAGAUAGAUCUCUAAUGAAGCCUGGUUAAAGCCACAAUGUUAAAGGGUGGAACGAUGCUCUCCACCAUAUUCAACAGACUGCUCUUUAUAGCUAUUAGCAAAGAGAAAAAAACUGAAAAAUACUUUUCAUUUGCUCUCGGCUACUUGUGUGUUACAGCUAUCAUUGAAUUUUUCAGGUGGGUGGUACAAUUGCUGACCAGAACUGUUAAGAGGUGUCCCAAUGUUUGAUUUUUUUAGCAUCUGUUAGCAAACUACGGUUGUUUUUUUGUAUUUUUUUGUAGCCGUGGUACAGAGACACCCUUUAUUUUAUCCUGCAGCAAUGGUAGAUAGUCUCCAUCCUAGAUUCCUCACAAGAACUGUAGCUGUUUGUACGAAGGAAAAACCAGCAGCAAACCUGAAUCCGUAAAGGGACAGCAAGUUGCAAAUGACAAUCACAUAUGAAGGAUAACGAUUAGUUUUUUGAUCCACUUCACUUGCAGUUAUUGUCUUUUUUUAGGUCACUUUCACAUGUAGAAAAUCUAUCAAGCAGCUAUCUUGGUCCUUGGUUGUUGUUUGGUAGCUGUGGGAUUUUAAACCUGCACCUUUAACUCGUGUCUUCCACAAUGGAGAACACUCGUAUGCAUCUGCUGAGGAAUGCCAAAGGGAUGCCGUUACAUCUGUUAAAAAUUUGGGACUCUGGCUGAGUGACAGUUUUGAUGCCUGACUGAGAUGUUAGCCGCCGCUGGAAAACCUGUCAGCGUUUAUUACUUGAAUCUGUAACUGCAGCUGCUUGCAGAGUGGCCAUGCAGCUAGAGCAGAUUGGUGUGCAUUUCUUUAAAUGCUAAAGUUACUGGAUGGCUCCAAAUGAAGAAUAUUUAGUUAAGUGAUCAGGUUCAGGUUCUAAAUGUUGCUGUGCCUUCUAACAACCACUAGUGGGCGAUACCUUGUUGGGUGGUCAGCCACCGCCUGUGUGUAUUACUUUCAGCAAAUCAUUGAAGUUGGAAAAACAUUGUUCACAGAUCAGACCCGUCUAGAGUGUUUUUUUUUUUUCUUUGAAUAACUUAAAUAUAUAAUUUAUUUUGGCCUUUUUCCAGCAUAUUUAUUUCUGUCGUGUCUAAAGUAACAAAAUAACGGCGUUUGGGCAACACUUCCCCACGGGUGUACCUCACAUCGCCGCCUUGUCUCCUCCUAUUCCAGCCCCCCCCCCCCCC